AUGCGAAGCAGCGGCCAAAGAGGCUGCCGCCCUGCUUACAGGGGGCUCCGGCCGCUGCCUGGACCACAAAGCGCCUGGGACACCAGGGCACUGGCCCCGACUUACAGGGGGGCCCUGGGCCCGAAGGCCCAAAGUUCGCGCGAGUUAUUUACACCUCCUCUGUACAAACAACGCUACCAGUUCGUCAAAGAUUUAGUGGAGAAAUACAAACCUAAGAAGGUGGCAGAUUUAGGAUGUGCUGACUGCAGGCUUCUCUGGAUGCUGAAAUUCUGCAGUUGCAUUGAAGUGUUAGCUGGGCUAGAUAUCUCUGCAAGUGUAAUGGAAGAGAAAAUGCAUACGUUGUCUCCUCUUCCUUUUGAUUAUUUGCAACCAUCUGAAAGAUCCCUAACUGUUACCUUGCAUCAUGGUUCAGUGGCCCAUAAAGAUCCUUGCAUGCUUGGUUUUGACUUGGUGACAUGUAUUGAACUAAUAGAACACCUGGAAGAAUCAGAGCUGAAGAAAUUUCCUGAAGUGGUGUUUGGUUUCAUGGCUCCAAGCAUGGUUGUGAUCAGUACUCCAAAUUCUGAAUUUAACCCUUUGCUUCCAGGAGUGGUGGUGAAUAGGCAUCCAGAUCACAAAUUUGAGUGGAACCAAGCGCAAUUUCAAAGCUGGGCUCUGGAGGCUGCUAGAUGCUAUGAUUACUCCGUGGAAUUUACUGGUGUAGGGCACCCACCAAAAGGAAUGGAGAAUGUUGGGUUUUGUACCCAAAUAGGUGUGUUUGUUAGAAAAUAUCCUCGAUCUGGUGGAUCUGUUCAGUAUGAGAAACCCACUGAAGCAGUUUACAAAACAGUCUUCAAAGCAGUGUAUCCAAGUCUGAAAGAUGAGAAGUACUUGCAGAAUGCAGUUGUCAGUGAAGUUAUUUUCACAGCCCAAAACAUUAAGCACCAUUUAAUGUCAAAACAUGAGGAGUGUGAUGAUGAUCCUGAAAGAAAAUCUGAAUUCCAGCCUUCAGUCAACUCUUUUUCAGACUAUCUUGGAAAACUGGUUGUUGAUAAAGCCAUGGAACCAUUUGUCAAUGGAAAUGAGAGGGACAGUUCCACAUUGACUAAAUUUCAAAUGCUGUAAACAAGGAGAAAAUAUGUCAUGUUGAUAAGAUGGCCUGAGAGAAGUGCAGCUGCUGCAGCUCCGCUCUCCAGAUCCCACCAGCAGCAAGGCUGAAGAUGUAUUCCUGGUAAGCACCCACAGCCAGCACACACACACACAGGUCACAGGCAUACAGAGCACUGCAGGCAGCCAGCCCACUCCCCUCCCCAGCUGAGCACCACAGAGCUCUGCUAGAGAUACAUAUAUCAUAUAUAUCUGUGGAGAUAUAUAGAUAUAGAUAUAUAUAGAUAUAUAUGGCUCCCGGGCUACAGCACCUGCUCCACAGCUAGUCCAGCUUGAUCCCUGAUGGCAUUUGCAUACUCACACACCUGCAUUUGCUCCACAGGCACACAGGUCUCUGACUCCUAGUCCCACCCCUGUGGGUUGCAUUGGCUUUAACUCAUCUCUGCUUUCCAGUUCCUGGCCCUCAAGUGCUCUGUCCCAUAAUCCCAGGCCAGCUGCUGGCACAGAGGACACACAGGUCCUGUGACCCACAGUCCCACUCCCAUGGCUGGUACUUAAGUCUGCUCACUCAGGUCUCCUGUUGCUGGCACCACAGACACCCAGGCCCUGUGUCACCAAACUGUGACUCCAGUUGCUGUUACUCAGACUCCCACUCUCCCAUACACAUUGAACAGAGAGCCCUUCCCCCAGGAAGGAGUUAGAAUGUAGUUCAGUAUGAAAAUACAAUAGACCUUACUGAUUAGAAACAGAUUAGACAAAUGUACCAACCAGCAAACUAUUUACAUCUAACUGGCCCUUUUAUCCCCGUAACUCCCUGUUUUUCCCACACUUGUUCCUCAUCAAAUCACUUAAACUCAUCCCUUCUUCCACUUUUACUUCCUCCCCCAAAUGUCCCAUAAUAAGCCUCUUUCCCUGUAUCCCAUGAUGUGUCUCAUAUGCAGCAACUCCCCUCAGUCCAAAAAUUGCUUCAGUGUUAGUUUGACAUGAUGGGUUUCCUGCCUGGACAAUGGGGCUGAGGCUCUCCUGGGACAGCCCUAGGAGGGGCCUGGACAGGGUGUCCUUUUGUCUAAGCCCAUAAUUUCAGUUCCCCACCUGCCUCUGUGUCCCUGGGCUUGUGUAGAUGGACCUUUGAUGGGCUGAUGGCUCCUGUUACAGGACUGGGAAUUCUGCGUUCCUUCUAUUCAGGAAGAAAUAGUUUACUUUUCCUUUAAUACUCUGUGUUUCCCCCAUGCCUGGGCAUAUAAGAACAUGGAUUUUCUCCAACAAGAAACAUUUUUUCCUAAGCAUUGCUAAAAACUUGAACAAAACUGGUCAUUUACAAACAGAGCUUCAAUGUUUCACAAAUUUCAGCAGUAAGCAAACAGCUGCUCUGCAGGAAGAGCUCCACUUGUUUACAGCUCCCCAGUUAAUUUGCUGUUAGUACAUGCAAAACUCAAACAGAGCAAUCAUUUUCUAUGCCACAUGUUUUUACUCAUAAUAAACAAGUUACAA
Messenger RNA from Pseudopipra pipra, 2577 nucleotides. It is a transcript of the gene HENMT1, whose product is annotated as HEN methyltransferase 1. Lineage: Eukaryota; Metazoa; Chordata; Aves; Passeriformes; Pipridae. Gene Ontology annotation, biological process: RNA methylation; piRNA processing; siRNA processing. Gene Ontology annotation, cellular component: nucleus; cytoplasm. The transcript is spliced from 7 exons. Bases 1 to 1104 code for a protein of 367 amino acids. Gene Ontology annotation, molecular function: RNA methyltransferase activity; O-methyltransferase activity. The record is from RefSeq and is a predicted model, not a curated record.